AUGAGAACGGUUUCAGAGGAAAGGGAUGAAGACCAUGUGGGAGAUGAGGCCGAGGAGGGGGAUGAAGCUGAUGUGAGGGAUGAAGAUGAAGAGGGGCAAGAAGCUGAGGAGGGGGAUGAAUCAGAGGAGGGGCAUGAAGCUGAGGAUCAUGAUGGGGAGGAGGAUGCUGACAUCCCUGUUGUCGCUGAUGCUGAGGAUUAUAGUGAGUAUGGAAAGGUUAAAGACGAGGAUGAGGAAGAAGAUGAUGAAAUCUUUUUUGAUGAUUACAAAGGGGCAUAUGGUUGUGAAGGAGAAGGAUCAUCUGUAGACAGAAUCUAUGUCAACAAGAGUUUUGCUAGUAAGGAUGCACUGCUUUCAGAGUUGCGGUUGACAGCGGUGAGGCAGCAUUGUUAUAUGCGCAAGAAAUGGUGA
Molecule: messenger RNA, 411 nt
Organism: Brassica napus (rape)
Lineage: Eukaryota; Viridiplantae; Streptophyta; Magnoliopsida; Brassicales; Brassicaceae
Product: spore wall protein 2-like
Exons: 2
Coding region: 1-411 (136 amino acids)
Source: RefSeq, a predicted model, not a curated record